Gadus morhua (Atlantic cod) is the source of this 2946-nucleotide messenger RNA. RefSeq names its product protocadherin beta-16-like. The transcript has a single exon. Lineage: Eukaryota; Metazoa; Chordata; Actinopteri; Gadiformes; Gadidae. Gene Ontology annotation, molecular function: calcium ion binding. The record is from RefSeq and is a predicted model, not a curated record. Gene Ontology annotation, biological process: homophilic cell-cell adhesion. Bases 163 to 2559 code for a protein of 798 amino acids. Gene Ontology annotation, cellular component: plasma membrane.
AGGGAAGGAUGACGGACACGGGAACAACGUCUCUCGGAUAUUUUUGUGGGCGUUUGGAAUAUUGCCUUUUAUUUUGUUUAAGCAUUAACCCUUUUUAAAUGAGCUCUGAGAUAACGGACGAACGCUUUAUUUGACCUUCUUUUGGAUACAUCCAGGAAAACAAUGGCGCAGCAAGUACUGUUCCUCGUCUCGGUCAUCUCCGUUUGUUCGGUGCUCGGGCAGAUCAGCUACACCAUUCCUGAGGAAAUGGCGAAAGGAUCUUUAGUGGGAAAUAUAGCACGGGAUUUAGGUUUAGAUGUCAAACGACUCGCAUCAGGUAAAGCUCGUGUUUAUUCCGGUGAUAGCACAGUUUACAUCGAACUAAAUAAAGAACGGGGAGUCCUCCUUAUCAAAGACAAAAUAGACAGAGAGGCGCUGUGCAGACAGACGACGCCUUGUUCUUUACAUUUCCAAAUAAUACUAGAAGACCCAAUGGAAUUUUACUCCGUAUCUAUCGAGAUCACAGACAUUAACGAUAAUGCCCCAACCUUUGAGAAAGCCGAAAUGAAAUUCAAAAUUAGUGAAUCUGCAGGGGUUGGAUCAAAAUUCUUUUUAGAAAGAGCUAUGGAUUUAGACGUUGGCAACAACGAUCUGCAGAAUUACAUCCUAAAGCCUUCGGAUAACUUUGCUCUAAAAAUGCAUAACCAAGCAGAUGGAUCGAAAAAUGUCGAGAUGGUUUUGCAGAAAGCUCUCGAUAGGGAAACACAGGAGCAUAUGUCUCUCGUUUUAACGGCUGUGGACGGUGGACAGCCACAAAUGUCCGGAACAAUGCAGAUUCUCAUCACUGUGCUAGAUGUAAAUGAUAAUGCUCCUGUCUUUACGCAGUCGAUAUAUAAAGCUACCGUGAUUGAGAAUUCUCCAAAAGGCACCGUAGUGACCACAGUCAGUGCUUCUGAUGCAGAUCAUGGUUUAAAUGGAAAGGUAAUAUAUUCAAUCACGAACACAAUGGAUGAUGUAAGACGUGUGUUUGAAGUGAAUGAAGAAAGUGGCGAGGUUAGUUUGGUGGGAAAUAUUGACUUUGAGAUUGCACAAACCUUUCAAGUUAAUUUACUUGCAAGUGAUGAGGGGGGACUAACUGACACUUGUAAAUUAAUAGUUGAUUUAACUGAUAUGAAUGACAAUACACCAGUUAUUAAUAUAAUGUCUAAAUCCAACAUUAUAUCAGAAAAUGCCAAAUCUAACACUGUUGUGACAAUGAUUAACAUUCAGGAUCAAGAUUCGGGUGACAAUGGAAAGGUCAAAUGUGCCAUUAAUCAAAACAUGCCAUUCAUUUUGAAGGCAACAUCAAAUAAUUUCUUCAGUUUAGUAACUGACAAUGAUUUAGACCGAGAGAGAGAAUCUGCGUAUAAUAUCAGUGUGACGUGUUCUGAUCAGGGAGUACCUUCCCUCACCAGCAGCGUUACUGUCAAUCUACAGAUCUCAGAUGUAAACGAUAACGUCCCUGCUUUUGAAAAACCUUCUUAUGAGGCAUAUCUUAUAGAGAACAAUACACCAGGUAUCUCUAUAUUCAUGGUAAAAGCUAGAGAUGCUGACUGGAACCAGAACGCACACGUGUCUUACAUACUGGAGGAUUCCUCUUUAAACGGCGUGCCCGUCUCCUCUUAUGUGUCUGUUAGUGCAGACAGUGGAGUUAUACAUGCAGUCCGCUCUUUUGACUACGAGCAGAUUAAAGACUUUCAGUUCCGUGUUAAAGCUCAAGAUGGAGGCUCUCCUCCCCUCAGUAGUAAUGUGAGUGUGAAAAUACUGAUCCAGGACCAGAACGACAACGCCCCUCAGGUUCUGUAUCCAGUCCAGACUGGUGGUUCUCUGUUGGCUGAAAUGGUGCCUCGUUCAGCAGAUGUGGGCUACUUGGUCACUAAAGUGGUGGCUGUUGAUGUGGACUCUGGACAGAAUGCCUGGCUCUCCUAUAAACUACAGAAAGCCACAGACAGGGCGCUGUUUGAAGUGGGCUUACAGAAUGGAGAAAUAAGAACUAUCCGCCAAGUCACUGAUAAAGAUGCUGUGAAACAAAGACUGACUGUUAUAGUGGAGGACAACGGACAGCCCUCUCGUUCAGCUACAGUCAUUGUUAACGUGGCGGUGGCGGACAGCUUCCCUGAAGUGCUCUCGGAGUUCACUGACUUUACACACGACAAGGAGUACAAUGACAACCUGACUUUUUACUUGGUCUUGGCUUUGGCUGUGGUUUCCUUUCUCUUCAUCACGUGUUUAGUGGUGAUCAUAUCAGUGAAAAUCUACAGAUGGAGACAGUCUCGUAUCCUGUAUCAUUCCAGUCUCCCGGUGAUUCCAUAUUAUCCACCACGGUACUCAGACACUUUGGGGACAGGGACUCUCCAGCACGUGUACAAUUACGAGGUGUGCAGGACCACUGACUCCAGAAAGAGUGACUGUAAGUUCGGCAACGCUGGUAGUCAGAACGUUCUGAUAAUGGACCCCAGUUCUACAGGGACCAUGCAGCGAAUACAGAGUGAAAAGAGCAUCUUGGAUGAACCAGACUCUCCACUUGAGGUUAGAAAUUAACCAAUUAUCAUCUAAUUCUUCCCCUGAUCAUAAUCUGUUAAAUUAAUAAUUAUGUUAACAAUAAUGUUUUCUGAAAAAUGGCUCUAACUAACCCGACAGAUGUCCCGACAGUACAUUGGACACGUAUCACUUGUCAUUUGAAGAAAGAUGUUUUAAAGGGUUUGGUUGACAAAGAAACAAUUCAGCAUUACACUCAAAUAUGUGCCUUAUACUACCACUGUUUUUGUUCCCUUCUUCACUCUAAACAAAAACAUUUUAAGGUGUGUUUAACAUUUGCGUAAGUGAGUGAGAGAGAGACGUGUGUGACGCUUGUAUACAAAGUGGAUCAUGGGCUAUCCUCUUUAUUUAUAUAUUCUGGUUUCAAUAAAAAUGUGAAACAUCUUUUAA